CUGUGAGGAACUGGCUAAACAUUUAACCAGUUCUACAAUAUAAUUUGAAUUUCUGCUGAAGAACAGGUUUCAAUCUAUAUUUUAAACUUAAAAGGUUUCAAGUUCAUUUUGAGGUAUAUUUUCCGCAUAAGAACGACCACAAGUCGGUUGAAAGGCCGAAUGUAUCCGAAUAAUUACGGAAGUUUCCGAAGAAGUCUGAACGUGGACCGAACGUGAACGCAAACGAAUUCCAAUGGAGAGCCGAACGUGACCGACCCGAAGUGUGCCGAUCGUGGCCGACGCCCCAUCUGGGAAACACUUCGUGGGUUGCCUAUCAACCGCUUAUAAACCGACCAGACACAUCACACAGAUCCAUGCUAAGGGCUUACUGAGGUCCUCCAGGCGCGACACUAACUGGAUGUACGCUGUUAUGUACUAAUCUUGGGCCUUUUUGCUUUUUUCUAAACACUAAUAAACCCUGCCGACGACCUCUGAAUAAAGCCUGGACUGAAUAUCGGCUAUUGUUAUUUUUCUUGGGACAUUACAGCAGUAGCUAGCCGAUAGCUACUUUGGCUUUGACCACUACGGCCAGCAGGUGGAGCUUCAGGAUGCUGCAGUGCUAAGGAUGCUAGUUGUCGUAGCUCUGCUCACGAUGGCUGGGAUGGGUGAAGCUGAGGUCUGCACAGACCUGGAGAACUGCUCCAGCACCAAUAAUACCAAGGACUGGUGCUACACGGGCCGGAUCCGCAGCACCGUGCUCCAGGGCCUGCCCUUCGGAGGAGUGCCCACCGUUCUCGCCCUCGACUUUAUGUUCUUCUUGGCGCUGCUGUGUAUAUUCUCAGUCUUGCGGAAAGUGGCGUGGGAUUAUGGCCGUCUCGCAUUGGUAUCGGAUGCUGACAGUAGGCGGAAUCAGCAGUAUCAACGUCUGGACGAGCAGGAAUAUGUGGCCUCCGCCAUGCAGACGCCUGCUGACUCCCGAUAUGAGCGGCUCACCUCUGUGUCCAGCUCGGUCGACUUUGACCAAAGAGACAAUGGCUUCUGUUCCUGGCUAACGGCCAUCUUCAGGAUAAAAGAUGACGAGAUCAGGGAGAAGUGUGGUGAAGACGCAGUACACUACCUCUCGUUCCAGCGGCACAUCAUUGGUCUGUUGGUGGUGGUGGGCGUGCUCUCCGUGGGCAUCGUCCUGCCCGUCAACUUCUCAGGAGACCUAUUAGAAAAUAAUGCCUACAGUUUUGGGCGAACUACAAUAGCCAACUUGAAAUCUGGCAAUAACCUGCUUUGGCUGCACACUACAUUUGCCUUCUUAUAUCUGUUACUGACCGUGUACAGCAUGAGGAGACACACUUCAAAGAUGCACUACAAAGAAGACGACUUGGUGAAACGCACUUUAUUCAUAAAUGGGAUUGCAAAAUAUGCAGAAGACAGUCAAAUAAAGCAGCAUUUUGUGCAAGCUUAUGAAAACUGCGUAGUGCUGGAUGCUCGAAUUUGUUACGAUGUCGCCAGGCUGAUGUCCCUGGAGUCGGAAAGGAAAAAGGCAGAACGCAGCAAAAAGUUCUACACAGAUCUGAUGGCCAAAGAGCAUGUACCCACUAUGAUAAACCCCAAACCCUGUGGACACCUGUGCUGCUGUAUCAUCAAGGGCUGUGAGCAGGAAGAGGCGGUGAAUUACUACACUAAACUUGAGGCCAACCUGAAGGAAGAAUACAGAAAAGAAAGAGAGAAAGUCAACACAAAACCUCUUGGGAUGGCGUUUGUGACGUUCCAGAAUGAAGCAAUGACAGCACUCAUUUUGAAGGACUUUAACGCGUGUCAGUGUCAUGGCUGUCACUGUCGAAGAGAGCCCAAGUCCUCUCCAUACAGCUGCAUCCUCAACACUUAUAACUGGACAGUCACGUACGCUCCAGACCCACAGAACGUCUACUGGGAGCAUUUGUCCAUUGGUGGCCUCAACUGGUGGCUCCGCUGCUUUGUCAUCAACUGCCUGCUCUUCCUCCUGCUCUUCUUCCUCACGACCCCCGCCAUUAUCAUCUCCACCAUGGACAAGUUCAACGUCACCAAACCCGUGGAGUACCUUAACAACCCCAUCGUCACCCAGUUCUUCCCAACCCUGCUGUUGUGGUGCUUCUCAGCUCUUCUCCCUACUAUCGUCUACUACUCUGCCUUUUUUGAGGCCCACUGGACACGAUCUGGAGAGAACAGAACCACCAUGCACAAGUGCUACACAUUCCUCAUCUUUAUGGUUUUGCUGCUGCCAUCUCUUGGACUCAGCAGUUUGGAUCUUUUCUUCCGCUGGCUCUUUGACAAGAAAUUCCUUGACGAGGCAAAAGUACGGUUUGAGUGUGUGUUCCUGCCAGAUAAUGGAGCCUUCUUUGUGAAUUAUGUCAUCGCAUCUGCCUUCAUCGGUAACGCCAUGGACCUGUUACGCAUACCGUAUUUUCUCAUGUAUAUGAUCCGCCUAUGUUUGGCGCGCUCCGCCGCAGAGAGGCGCAACGUGAAGAAGCAUCAAGCAUACGAGUUCCAGUUUGGAGCUGCUUACGCCUGGAUGAUGAAUGUCUUCACUGUGGUCAUGACAUACAGCAUCACCUGUCCUAUUAUUGUACCAUUUGGUCUAAUGUACAUGCUGCUCAAGCACCUUGUGGACAGGUAUAAUAUGUAUUAUGCCUACCUGCCCUCUAAGCUGGAUAAAAAGAUUCACUCUGGAGCUGUUAACCAGGUGGUGGCAGCACCGAUCCUCUGCCUCUUCUGGCUGCUUUUUUUCUCCACUGUCCGCACAAGUUUUGUUGCUCCGACAUCAAUGUUUACCUUUGUGGUUCUGGUCAUCACCAUCAUCAUCUGCCUCUCCCAUGUCGUCUUCGGUCAUUUUAAAUACCUCAGCGCACACAAUUACAAGAUCGACAUGGAUGGUGUGGACAACGGAAGACCACCAGACUCAUCCCCACCUGUCAAGUCUAUGCAGACGUACGUCGCUCAAGUGCUGCAGGACCCGAACUCAGACGAGACGGGCUGCGGCGAGGACGAAGGUCAGGGGUCCUCGCAGGACGAGGAAGCGGUAAACGAGGGUGAUUUUCAGUCAGGAGAAGACAGCCUUAUUGAGAAUGAGGUGCACCAGUGACCAAGACAGAGGUCACAUUGUGUGCUGAACUAUAUGAAGCUAGCAGGACUCCAAGCCCACCGAACAAAGAUCCACCACACCACACUGCACUGUUUGGGUGUGAGAAUCCGUUGCAGUAGAUACACUCCAUUAUCACUGGGUCUUAGAGGCCCGAUAGACAACUUGCAAGAAUCUGGUGUGGCUCUCGAUUGAUUGUGACAGCCGGUCACAUUCUCUCCACGUAUAUCAGAAAUUGGUUCAUCAUAGUGUCAUAAUUUACCCUGUUCUUACAGAGGUUGGUAGGCACCGAAUUUCUUCACGUCACAAGCCCUUGUCUCAUAAAUAAGCAACAAAACGAUUAUGGGAAAAUUGCGUUUCACAUUUAAAUAUUCCUAUUAUGAUGAACUAAAAACAGUUAUAGUGCUAUUUCAGGUGGGUUUCAGAUGGACAGUAAAGUUCUGUAUUAUUCCAGACAGCAAGUAAAUGUACAGUCAGCUGGUCAUUAAGGCAAAAUCAAGCUAGAAAGGUUGAUCAGGACCCAAACGUGAAUAUCCUACUUAAAGGGAUAGUUCACCCAAAAAUGAAA
Myxocyprinus asiaticus (Chinese sucker) is the source of this 3656-nucleotide messenger RNA. Its product is annotated as CSC1-like protein 2. Gene Ontology annotation, molecular function: nucleic acid binding; calcium-activated cation channel activity. The transcript has 24 exons. Gene Ontology annotation, cellular component: plasma membrane. The record is from RefSeq and is a predicted model, not a curated record. The coding region runs from base 605 to 3091 and encodes 828 amino acids. NCBI's taxonomy places the organism in Eukaryota, Metazoa, Chordata, Actinopteri, Cypriniformes, Catostomidae.